GCCGGCUCCUUCCUCCCUUCCCCUUCCUGGGGCCGGCGGAUGGCGGCUGCCGGCUGCCCGCCCGCCCCGCAUGCCGCCCCGCUCCGCCUGAGCCCGCCGGCCCGCCCGGCCCGAGGACGGAGCCGUGCCGAGGGCCGGGCGGGCGGUGGCGGCGGCUGUGGUGGCGGUGGUGGCGGUGGCGGUGGUGGCGGUGGCGGUGGCGGCGAGGAACGGAGGAGCGGCCAGGGCCGGAGCGGAGCGGCGAGGAGAGGGGCGAGCCCCGGCUGCUAUGGGCGAGAGGCGGCAGGAGGCGGCCGGAGGGCCGGCCACGGUCUUUCCCCAGACUUGCCGAGGACGCGGCGUUGCACGGCGGUUUCAGCGGGAGGAGCAGAGUACCGCGCCCCGAGGAGUGAGGUGCUCAGAGCAGGAGCCACGGGAUUACCUAGCGCCGGUUGCAGCCCGGUGCUUUUGGGCCAAGAGGAGCGGUCGAGGGAGCCGGGCUCGGUUAGUCUGGAGAAGAUGCUGAGGACAGGUUUUCAUCCGGAGUCACAAGAGUCGAGUUCGCUGCUGCAGACAGCGGUUUCAGUGCUGCAAAGCUGCUGCUUGGAUUCUACGUCUCAGGAUGGUUUUCAGUACAGCCAAGCAAUUCUGGUGGAAAACGCUGUUUUUCUGAAUGAGCUCAAAGCUUUUGUCCAAGCAAAGGAAGCCGCCGGAUACAGCCAGGAGGAGCUGGAGGAAACCUUUGCAUUUCUCCUGUUUGACAAUGAAGAAGAGGCCAAAGAAGUGUGUCAGACAGGCCUCCGAGUUAACAGCAGCUCUAUUUCCAUGCUUGGUGAUCCAGCGAAAGGGGUGUAUAUCUCCAAGUACGCAGACUGUCUUCUUCCAAGACCCUGGUACCACGGAAAAUCAGGCUAUAUUGUCAUCUGCAAGCUCAUUAAGGGGAAGGUCAAGGUGGUGUCUGAGAAUUACACAACCAGCUACACCUGCCCCUCUCCCGGCUACGACUGUCAUGUCGCUGUGAGCAAGAACAUCGGACCGUCAAAGGCCAGCCCCUGCCAGGCCUUCGAGCAGAGCCAGUAUUACGUGUAUGAAGUGUCCGAUGGCAGCGCCGCGGAGCGCCCCAGGCAGAUCUGCCCGUACAUAGUCAUCACCUGCCAGUACAGAGAGCCAAAGGAGAUGCCCGUCUUAGCUAGAGAGAGCCUACCUGAGCCUAACCACAAAGCAUUUUACUGCCCGUGGAGGGGGCAGCUCUCCAUCCGGGGCCGGCUCUUGUGCAACAUUGCCCUGAGGACCCCGUACAGCUCCACGAUUCCAGCACAGCUGCCUCCCAACCUGGACAUUAACCACGUCAUGGGUUUGUCUGACUUGAAGAAAAAGCUACCAGAAGCUGCGUUUGGGAAAAGAAAUUACAUUGAGAAUGAAGUCUGCUUUCAGGGCGUUUACUUCAGUCUAUAUGAAGUGGAAAUAGCAAAUAAGGAUCAACAUAAAAUGAAUCAAUUAUUAGAAAAUCUAAAGAAAAGGGACUUGGCGAUCAUCAAAUAUUUACAAGAUCAAGGAGUUCUUAUCCUCCUGACCUCCUCUGCGUUGGCACGAGAUGAUGGAUUCGACCCCAAGGAGCCUGUCAGCCUCCUGGCCCUGUUUCUGUUCACCUCGUCCCGAGCAGUGUGCCUGAGAGCUGAAGAGCACGAUCCAGAAGAUGAAAGGGAAGGUAGUGACGUCUCCUUAAAAAUAGCCUCGGUUUUGCCCGGACUUCGCUAUGCCUUACAGAAAGCCACCAGUUCUCCACGGGGGGACGCGCUCAGUACCGACGUACGUAUCAAACAGCACUUCCAGGAGUACGCAAAGCUUGAGCAAAACGCACAGCACACCUCGGGCCGAAACGACGACGUUCCCUGUCCUUCUCACCUGCCACCAGCCAAGGAUGAACGUAUUAAAUCCUCUAAAAAGCGCUCAGAGCAGUCCUUCUCCCAGCUGCAGCAUUACCUCUCCGAUCCCAGCAGCUACACUCUGGAAAUGUCGGCUGCCUUAGGAUGUUUGGCUGGUGCUGUUCAGUCUCUCUGCUGCAGCUCGGAGGCUGCUCGUAAAGCAGACUGCCCUUUAGCUCUGCCACCAGACCCUGUUCCUCCUGACGUGCCAGCAGAAGUCAAACUCCAGGGUGAAAACCCAAAGCCCACCGCUGUGGGGCUGGGCUGGAGUGGUGAAGGCCCCCCAGAAGCCGUGAGCUCAGCCAGCGAGCUUUGGAUGCAGCAGAACAAGAGGAAAUCCAGCCAAGCCGCUGUGACCAGCACCGGCAAGAAAUGGUCGCCCCUCAAGAUGCAAAUCCAUUCGGUGGGGGACAGCAGCAGGGACAGGAAAGCAACCAAGAGGAAAAUUGCCUUCUCUUUUCCGAAAAAGCCAGGGCUUACGGCCAGCUCGAACGAGCCCAUGCUUAAAUUAGCCAAUUUAGAGUUUCCGCACAGAAGGAAAAGAGGCCACCGGGAUCUGCCCUGCCCUGCUCCUGGUGACGUUGCCGGUGGAUCUGCGAGAGGUUCUUGGAGAGGUGCAGAGGUCCUGUCUGCAGAAUUUGUGCACAAUACGCAGUCUGAACCCGCCCAGAAGGAAACCUCGGCCCCCGACAACCCUGGCUUGGAAACAAAGAGACCAAAGACGCUGAAGAACUCAGACGUGAAAAAGGUUCCUGCUGCUGAGACCAUCGCAAAGCCGGGGAAGAGUAAGGUGAUAAAAAGCGUGGCGAGCAGCCCGCUGAAACCUGCAGCCAAAAAGCCAGCAGAAAGCGAGGGGAAGGAGCCAUUCUCCACCGUUCCGAGCGACGCUUCCUCGCAAAGCCACGCAGCGGAUAGCCAGAUGAGUGAGAUUUACCCAGGUGCUGUUGCAAGCCAUGUUUUUGAUCCGAAGGGGAACGACUACGAGUCCCACGCCCUGAACUUGCUGGCUGACCUGGCUCUGGGUUCUUGUAUUCCUUCGUUCAUCCCCAGGGACGGCGGGACGAUCUCCCUGUCCCGCAGCCCACCCCGCGACCCUGCGAAGGAGCAGCAGGGCCUCCGCAAGCAGAAAUCCUCACGUGCUGCCUCCGACCACGAAUACCACAGGGUAGACAAGCUCGCGAAGGGGGCUGCCUUGCCUGGCAAAGCGUCACCCAACCAGAAGCUUCCACCUGCUGGAAAAACAGACUUAAAAGACUCCCUUCCCGGGGAGAAAAGCCCCGGGAUUUCCGCUAAGAAGAACAGCCCAAACCCCAACCCCGCGAAAACCCGCGCGUUGCCUCCGAGGGAGGCUCAGGAGGCCGCCGAGGCGAACAAGCACUCCUUCAUCUCCUCCGAGCACUCGUACGCCUCGCUGCUGCCCGAGCACCUGAAGAAACACCCGUACCCCAAAAGCGCCCCGUAUUCUGGGCCGGCGCCUUCCAGAAACGGGACGAGGAGCGCACGGGCGGGACCCCUGGUGGGGAAGGUCCUACCUUUCCGCCACCAGCAGAGCAGCGCCCACCCGCAGCGUCCCGCGGAGGCCGCGGCGGCGCGGUGCAGGAGCUGCCUGCUCUCCCCCGGGCUGAAGGAGGACUUCGCCAGGACCCACGCGGUGAAGAGCUGCGGCGAGUCCGUGGAGGUGACGUGCCGGCGGGAGGCUGGGUAUCUCUUCAGCUUGGACAGCAAGUACACCAACGACGAGCUGGAGAAAACGGUGAUCCGCGCCCUGCAUGGGCCCUGGGACCCUGAGCUGCCCGACGACGUGGAAGAGAUGAAGCUGAUACUUCACAUGUGGGUGGCUCUGUUCUACAGCAAGCCCAGCAAGGUCCUGAGCAGCAGGAGGAAGGUGGUGGAGCACAGCAACCCCAAGAAGUUCGUCUCGCUGAACAGCACCGGGGACUUCCUGGAGCUGAGCGAUGACGGCGAGGAUUGUUUCGGGCCGGAGAAGUGCCCCGUGGACUCUCGGUCAGAGCCUGACCGGACUCCUAGCAGCUCCCUGGAUCCCAGCACGCGCUGCCAGGGGCCCUUUCGCCCAGAGGAGAGCCCCGCAGACUCUCAGACUGACGCCGUCGACAGUACGGUGUCGUCUUCUUCAGGGGAGCUGCCCCCCGGGCAGGAGGAACCUUCCUCCACGAGCUCCGAGAGCCCUUCCCUCGCUGAACGCGCUGCUCGGAGCAACCUGGCUGAGAAAUGCAGGCAGCCGGGCCUUCCCGAGGAGGAGCACGUGUGUGAUGUCUCAACCGCCGCUGCGGUGGAGCUGCCCGGGGAGGGACAGCGCGACGCUUCCGUCGCCCCCGGCCCCUCCGACGAGCUCGGCGAUGCCCCCACGCCCCCAGCUGUGCUGGGCAGGGAAAAACCACGCAAGCAAGCCCGGAAUUUCAGCCCAGCUCCCCAGAAUACGCAGCGCGGACGUGGAGGGCAGCCAGAGAGUGGGUGGGCAGCAGGGUCGGGGGGUGGCCCCGGUCCCCCCGAGGAAAGGGGGAGCGUGGGAGGCGCCGGGCGUGGUGCAGAGGCGGAGGAGAGCAGCUGGGCCACCAGCGACAGGGCGCCACGCGCCUCUCAUUCGACGCCCUCGGAAGCGAGUCCCAAGAGAGCAAAGCCCGAUGGACUCGGUGGGGAAGGGGGGGCGUCGCGAGACCCCUUAGGGCGCCCAGAAAUAGAGGAGGAAGGAGAAGCAGAGAAGGAGGACUCUGAGAACGGCAGCGUGAUGGUGGGGCCUGAUGAUUUAGCAUUUUCUGGAAGAGGUGAUGCCGACGUGGAGCAGAAGCUGGUGAAUUCGGCGUGCCCAAGGGACUUUGGUGUUGGUGGAGAGGGCCCCGUGCCCGUCCCUGCUGCCUCAGCCUUCCCCUGCGAGGGCAGAUCGAUGCCGGCCCUGUCGGAUGGGACCGGGGCUGCCUCUCAGGGGCUCUCUGGUGGCACGGCCCCGAGCGUGGGUGUGCUGCAAGAGCCCUGGGGGGCUUUGGCCUCCCCAAGUGCCGGGACAAACAGCGUCGCUUUGGCACACGAAGCCAGCCCAGACGACGUGGGUGACAGCGGGUUGGCGCCACCGUUUCCACCUGCUCCGAGCACACACCCUGACGUCCCCACAGCCGGCGCUGGACCUGCCGGAGAGGCGCUCGGGGAUGGUUUGGAGCAGGAAGAUGAGGAUCGUGCGCCCUCUGCAGAAACCUGGCUGCUCGCUGGGAGCCAAGCUGCUGGCACGGCUGGCCUCGAGUCACGGGGACCGGCACCGACCUCGUCCCCCGGCUCCAGCUCUGCCUGCCGGGCGUUUUUUGACGGGGCGGCAGCUGUGGGGGCUGCUCCAGGGGUCCACGUGGCCGCGGCGCUCGUCCAGGCUCCGUUGAGGAGCAGCCCCGGAGGGAGCAGCUGCCUUCCCCAAAGGUGCGCAGGCGAAAUUUGUGCCGCCCUCGCUUCGGGGAGCUCUGGUGAAUCAAGCCAAGAGCGGACCAAGGGCUUGGUGGAAGGGCGGUGUAGCAGCCCCCCUGCCAGCCGCCCCGAUGUUCUGGGGGAGUCCUCGGGAGCUGGUGAUGGCCGCGGCUUCGCCUUCGACUGUACGGCCUGGGCAGGGGACUCCGAAGCCUGGGAGAACGCUGCUGUGUGCCCCAGUGCACGCAAGCCCCCUGGGAGCAACGAAACGAACGCGUCGAUGGUGGCUGAGGAGCCAGAGACCUCUCUCCACGACCUGCUGGGAUCAGAUUCCUUCUCCUCGAUGCGAGAGGUGGAGCCUCCGGGCAACAAACCUGCCCCCCCUGAUCAGGACCCUCCCCGGGGUGCCGAUGCCCCUCGCUGCUUGUUAGAGCAAAGUGAGGAGGGGCCACGUUGCCCCCCUGGGGAGCCCCCCGAGCAAGGAGCUGCUGCAGAGCUGAGCGUGGCCGCCGAGAGCCCAGCGCCGGACGGCUCCUUAAAGCCCGGAUUUGCGGGAGAGGUGAAAAAAGACCCAGGUCUGUGCCGGACGGAGCCAGCGGAGAGCUCCCCCCUGGGUGUCCUCGUGCCCGGUGAGCCGGAACCCGCUCCUUGUUCUCCUCCACACGGCCACGAAGCAGGUCGGCGCGGCGCUGAGCCGGACUCGGUCCUUGGCGCGCACCCCGACACGAGCCGUGCUCCGCGUGGUGCCCCCAGGCCCUGCUGUGGGGGACAACAGCCACCAGGCGCCUGCCGCGCGUGUGCCAGCCCCGGGGCCCGGGCAGCAGGCGUGGUGGGGAGCCACGAGGAGGAACCCAUCCUGCACGAGGAGGAGUCCGAGGGAGGAAGCGGCGUCCCUUUUGCCAGCCCGGCGUCUUUUUCAGCAGGAUUUGUGCCGCGGGGGGAGGCCAGAUCCACGGGUGGCCAGGGCGAGUACGAGGCCGAGGAGCGCGGCGUGUUCCCUGAUCCUCACCGUGCCGACGUGGAGGCGGAAGAGGGAGCAAUCCCCGUUCCCCCCUUCCCAUCUUUGCUGUUACAUGCCCGCGGGGACUCUGCAGGGAGCCCGGGGGACGGCGACGCUGGGGACGUGCCGGGUGCUGGCCCGAGGGCCGAACGCUUCCCCAGCACGGACAGACGCGCGGGCUCGAGCUUGGCGGAUCUCUCCUACGAGUCUUACCCCAGCGACUCGGACUGGGAGUGCUUCGCACGGACUUCCCCUCCUCUCCUUCCGUCCAGGGGCUGCUACAGCCCGGGAUCUGGGGGUGCCGGGGGCGCGAGGACCGACUGCAGCUCCUCGGUGGGCUCGGGGUGCGCGGAGGGGCGCAGCGAGGCCUGGGGCUCGCCGAGCUCGGACGAAGGCUGCUGGUGGGCCGAGCACGGCGAGCCCGGCGGGCUGGAGGAGGCCAGCAGCAGGCAGGUGCCACCUUACGUCAAUAUUACGGACAGCCGGGGGGUCUCCAAGGAUUACCUCAACUUCACGGUCACCAAAAAACGCCGGGGCGGGAGGGGGAACGCGCAGCCUUCCAAGAGACGCCGCCGCCCCUGCGCGGGGCGGUCUCGUCCGCUGAGGUCGUGCUGGGGGGCGCGGUGGGGCUCGGAGGAAAUCACCCAGCGCACUUUGGACAUGGAGCACCUCCGCUUCCACUGUAAGCUAAACCAGAUCCUGAGGCGGGGGCAACCGCCCCUUUCUACCUCCGAGAGCAUCUUCCCGAAAGACUGCUCGCGCCAGGCGGUGUCCGAGACGUUGCCCGGCCAAGAAGCUCCUGUCCCUCUGUCCCCGCGGAGCAGGAGCCCUCUGCAGGUGACAAUCCUGCCCUCGGACCCGUGGCCGGGUGGCUUUGGCUGGCACCGCCGGCGCAGGGACCCGUCCCGUCGCCCCCCGCGGCGCGAGAGGAGCGGGGCCGAGUCCCGAAACCGGGACCGCGCCGCUCCCUUCCACCUCGGCAAGCUCAAAUACGAAAAUAAAGCGCAGGGCCCGCAGGGGGACGUCUCGGCCGUCCUCGGCGAGUACACCGAGUUCGACAGGCUGAUGCUGAGCAGGGUCGAGACGGGAGGAGAGGACCGAGGGAAGGGCCCGGCACGCGGGGAGGCUGCAGGUGGUCGGCCACGGCCGUCCCAGCCCCGGCGGACGGCGGCGUUCGGGGACUUGGUGGCGGAGCUGUGCGGCACGCUGCGGGGCCGCCUGCGCAGCGUGGCCAAGGGGGCCUGCAGGCGCCCGGGGAUGUUCUACCUGGUGGAGACGGGAGAGGAGCCUUUCUUUGCAAGAGUGAAGACCUUGCUGAAGAAAGACGGCCACGUGGAGAUCGAGCCCCUGAGCUUCUGCAGCGCGAAACGCCCGGACAGCGACCGGCUGCUCGUUGUGAUCAGGAACGAGGACAUUUCCUCGCACAUCCACAAGGUCCCGUGCUUGCUGAGCCUGAAGCACUGCCCCAACGUGGCGUUCGCCGGCGUGGACAGCCCCGAGGACAUCACGGUUCACACCUACCAGGAGCUCUUCCACACCGGUGGCUUCGUGGUGUCGGACGACGAGGUGUUGGAAACGGUGACGCUGGGCCAGCUGAAGGAGGUGGUGAAGGUGCUGGAGAAGCUGAACGGGAGCGGACGGUGGAAGUGGCUCCUUCACUACAAGGAGAGUAAAAAGCUCCGAGAAGACGUCAGGGUGGACGCCAAUGCCCACAAGAAGAACUUGAUCCUGAAAUCGUGCCAAGGAGCCGACCUCAUCGAGGUGCUGCACUACCACUCGUGCGACUCCCGCUCGUCCCCCACCUCUGAGUACGUGAAGUGCUUGUUGAACCUGCAGGUCCAGCACGUCAGCGCCAGGUUCGCCGUGUACCUCACGGAAAAGCCCGGUGUCAGCAGGGAGGUCUUCGAAAGCAAAGGAAUCCUCGUGGCCGACGUCAACACCUUCCUUGGGACGGUGCAGAAAGUGGCUGCCCCAUUUAGGAGAAGCUACUGGUAA
This is a messenger RNA of Cygnus olor (mute swan), 8304 nucleotides long. It is a transcript of the gene TASOR2, whose product is annotated as transcription activation suppressor family member 2. Gene Ontology annotation, biological process: negative regulation of gene expression, epigenetic. Gene Ontology annotation, cellular component: nucleoplasm. NCBI's taxonomy places the organism in Eukaryota, Metazoa, Chordata, Aves, Anseriformes, Anatidae. The record is from RefSeq and is a predicted model, not a curated record.